UUUCCUUAUAAAAACUAACAUCUUUGGCCUUCUCUCCAUACCCACACCUCUAAUUUUUCUUUUUCAUCCUCAACCCAUUUCGCUGCCUCUGCUUUUUGUUCCAUAUCCAUGGCGGGUGAUCUCCCUGAAGUUGUGAAGAAAGAGGAGACAGGAGGGCUGAAGGUGAAAAUCACAGGCAAAACCCAUGUCAAACCCGCCAAGAAACUCGACAAAAAAGAGUUCCAAUUGGUCACAUUUGACCUCCCUUAUCUUGCCUUCUACUACAACCAAAAGCUCCUCCUCUACGGCGACAAUGGCGGCGAGGUUCGCUUCCCUGAGAUGGUGGAGAAGCUCAAGGAUGGCCUCGAGACGGUUCUCGAGCCGUUUCAUCAGCUUGCUGGGAGGCUAGGCAAGGACAAGGAUGGCGUUUUUAGAGUCGAGUAUGACGAUGAUAUGGAAGGUGUCGAAGUGGCUGAAGCUGUCGCCGACGAUAUCUGCAUAGCCGAUUUGGUGGCGGAGGAAGGCACCGCCACCCUCAAGGAGCUCAUUCCUUACAAUGGGAUACUCAACUUGGAAGGUCUCCAGAGGCCAUUGAUGGCUGUUCAGCUAACCAAGCUUAAAGACGGAGUCGCGAUGGGGUGCGCGUUCAAUCACGCGGUACUUGAUGGAACUGCCACGUGGCAUUUCAUGAGUUCAUGGGCUGAGAUCUGCCGUGGGGCCCAGGACAUAUCCGUCGCGCCAUUUCUCGAGCGUACCAAAGCGCGCAACACGCGAGUGAAACUCGACAUAACGCUUCCGCCGGAACCCGCCGCUGCCAACGGCGACUCGAAGGAAGCGGCGGCGGCGCCACCGCUAAGGGAGAAGGUCUUCAAAUUUACAGAAGCAGCCAUCGACAAGAUCAAGUCAAAAGUGAACUCAACAAACCUUCCAUCGGACGGUUCAAAUCCAUUCUCCACUUUCCAAUCGCUCUCCGUCCAUAUAUGGCGCCACGUCACCCAAGCCCGAAACCUAAAGCCAGAGGACAUCACCGUGUUCACCGUUUUCGCCGACUGCCGCAAACGCGUCGAUCCGCCAAUGCCGGAGAGCUACUUCGGAAACCUAAUCCAAGCCAUAUUCACCGGCACCGCCGCCGGGCUACUACUAAUGAAUCCGCCGGAAUUCGGCGCCGGCGUGAUUCAAAAGGCAAUCGUUUCACACGAUGCGGCGGCGAUCGAUCAAAGAAACAAAGAAUGGGAGAGCGCGCCGAAGAUCUUCCAGUUCAAGGACGCAGGAAUGAACUGCGUGGCGGUGGGGAGUUCGCCGAGAUUUAAAGUGUACGAUGUGGAUUUCGGAUGGGGAAAACCGGAGAGCGUGAGAAGUGGAUGUAACAACAGAUUCGACGGAAUGAUGUAUCUGUACCAAGGGAAGGACGGAGGGAGGAGCAUUGAUGUGGAGAUAAGCUUGGAGGAAGAAGCUAUGGCGAGGCUGGAGAAGGACAAGGAGUUUCUCAUGGAGAAUUAGGGUUUCGCAGUGGUUGAAUAAGUGGAAGACAAAAUUGCAGUGGAUGAAAAUGGUGGGAUUUUUAAUUUCUUGGGGAAAUUGCCUUUAUAUUGUUAUUAUGCGACUUUUUUUUACUGUUGGCGGGGGGGAUGAAAUCAAACUAAUAUUCCUUGUCUUUUUCUUCUUUUCUUAUUGUGCUCGUUUAACCUUGUAAUAUCUAUGCAUAUUUUUAAUUAUGGCAAAUUUGUUACAAAACUUUGGAUUAUAUAUAUA
Molecule: messenger RNA, 1731 nt
Organism: Cucurbita maxima (winter squash)
Lineage: Eukaryota; Viridiplantae; Streptophyta; Magnoliopsida; Cucurbitales; Cucurbitaceae
Product: BAHD acyltransferase DCR
Exons: 2
Coding region: 109-1479 (456 amino acids)
Source: RefSeq, a predicted model, not a curated record